Messenger RNA from Staurois parvus, 295 nucleotides. NCBI's taxonomy places the organism in Eukaryota, Metazoa, Chordata, Amphibia, Anura, Ranidae. The record is from the annotation of a GenBank genome assembly.
GCGGUGGCACUCCAGGGGCACCCGCCUUUUCUAGCUGUGCGCGCUCCCUGGGACACAGUGAAACACCGAUCGUCGGACGGGACCUCGUACAGGGGUCCCGAUCAUGUGAUCACUGAUUGGCCAAUCAGUGAUCACAUGCAAAGUAGUAAGCAAGAUGUCACUUGUGACAUCAUUUCUUACUACGUGUGAAAUCUGUGAAUGAUCACAGAGGUCACAUGAGGUCACAUGGUACAAGACUAUUCACAACAGCCUUGUACCAUGUGACAAGCUGUGACCAAUCACAACUCUCACAGUA